Molecule: messenger RNA, 6817 nt
Organism: Asterias rubens (European starfish)
Lineage: Eukaryota; Metazoa; Echinodermata; Asteroidea; Forcipulatida; Asteriidae
Product: trithorax group protein osa-like
Exons: 18
Coding region: 284-4507 (1407 amino acids)
Biological process (GO): negative regulation of translation
Cellular component (GO): cytoplasm; nucleus
Molecular function (GO): mRNA binding
Source: RefSeq, a predicted model, not a curated record
GUUUGAUUUGACUGGCGAACUGUUAUCAUUCUUGCCCCUUUAAAUUCCACCAAAAUGUCGUGUUCUAUAGAAGUAUAGCCACCCGUGUGUCUUCUCUGUAUUCCCGUAUUAUUUCUGUUUCUUGGUUUGACCAUAUCUCGACUGGUUUCGAUCCCGGAGAACUAAUUUUAGGAAGAAAACCGGACGGAAAGUUGACGAGAUACGUGGCAGAGUGAGGAGAAAGGCUUCUGCGUGUGUUGUGUAUCUACGCAUUUCAUGUGUGUAGGCAAGAUCGUCGAAGUAUAUGAGGAUGAUUAAGAAGUCUGAGCCUGAUGAGGAAGGAGGAGAGAAGGAAGAAGAGGAGGGUGGUGGUGGUGGUGGUGGUGAGAAGCCCAAGAAGCAGCCGGAGACCCCAGUCAAAGCCAAGAACAUCAAGUGGCAAUAUGACGCUGAAGAGUUAUUUAACCUAAGAGACAGCCCAGCUACCAAGAGGAAGCCAAUUUGUCUGUCUGAGGAGUACUGCGAUGACAAUGGUGUUUGGGAUCCUGAGAAGUGGCAUGGCUCUCUGUCCGGCAAGAGGUCACGUGGGCCGUCACCUUUGACCCUGCAGGAAGGAGGUCGUGACAGGAAGAAAUUUACUGGUGAUGUCAAAGAUCGUUUAAAGGAUGACAAAGAUGGCAUUAUUCUGAGCCCCCAGCGCCGCAGCUUUGGGCACGGCUGCAGCGUCACAACCCCUCUCAACACCACUCUCCCCACCCAUCUGGGCUCAAACUUCAGCAGCGAUCGGGAUAAGGAUAACAUUCCCCGCACUCUGCCGACGCGCCGCAUCGGGAGCGGCCGAAUCAUCACGCGAAACCGCUCCCUAGACGAGGAGAGGGAGGUAGACGUGAGGGAUCGGCCCCGAGACCGAGUAGACCGAGAUAGAGAAGGGGGCACUGGCAGAGACGGUGGUAGAUACGGUGAUAGAGACAACAACCCCAGGGUCAUUAACAGACGAGGAAGCCAUGGUACUGCUGACCGAUCAUGGAGAGCACCAAGACACGAGGAGCCAGAGUGGUUUACCGAGGGACCGGAGAGCCAGUCAGACACCAUCGUACUGCGUGGUUUUAGCAACAAGCACAUGGAUGACAGUGGAAGCGACACAGAGGCCAAGGAUACAGGAAACACGGGUCCAUCAGUCGCAGAUCGUAACGGUAGUAUGGAGACGGCAAGCUCCAGCUCCCCAGAGGGUGGACGGGAGCGAUUUGAGAACAGCCACAACACCAGCGGCACCACGCCCAGCAAGGAUUUCGACAUCAAUGACUUCUUCAAGUUUGCUGACAAUAUUCCCAUGCCGAUGGUUGCUAGUCCUGAUGAAGCCGAGCGGACCGGUAAGAGUAGAUUCAGUCAUCUCUUCACGUCCACGGUGAGUCGUAGCAGGAGCAGCAGCACAAGUCGUAGCAACAGCAGGAAGUCUUCUCUUCAUGACGACGAACUGGACUUCUUGAAUGAAUUGACACAUCGAAACAGUCCAGCGCUGAUGUCGCCUGCGUCUGUGUUCACGCCAAUCAAACCCAUGGGUGACCACGGGUCCCAUCGCCAGUCCCAUCCUUCGUCCCAGCAACCUCAGACCCAGCAGUCUCUACUGCAUAUCCUGCAGAGCGGCGGUCAGGGACGCUCGGCCCAGAACUACCCUGCGCCACAAGGCCAGGUGAAGAGUCUCGCCGAGAUAGAAGCCGGCCUGAAGCAGACCACCAUCACCACUAGACCGGCGAUGGGCAGGACCACUCCGCCCGCCCCUGUACCUCUGAGCAACACCAUGGCCCAGUCCAGCAGGGAGAGGAUGAACCAGCUUGGUGGACUGUUCAGCAUGAUGGCCGGACAGUCCAAGGAAGAUCAGACUGCGUUCAAUCGCUUUGUGUCCAGCAUGAGGGCUGCUGGAAGUCUGCCAAAUGCUGGCAUGCAGCAUCCAGUGGAGGGGCGCUCCCUCUCUCCUAUCGAGGUACAACUCCUGCGCCAGCACAUGACGCCCUCCCCUCAACCCCCAGCCCAGCAGAUGUUCAGCCACACCCAUCCUCCUCACAGCGUCAAUAGCCCCGCCCUCAGCAUGGCGGCCAUGAUGGGCGGCGACGGGCAGCAUCAGCAACAAGGCGUUGUCCUUGGGAGCCAGGGGAGGCGACCCCAUGGGCAGGCUGUGCCCCCUACACUGCAGGUUCCUGAUAUAGUGAACAGAGUUCCCUCCCCGAUCAACCAGGAGGUCAUGGCGACCAUGAUGCCCCAGGUGCCCCAACCCCAGACCAGACAGCAGCCCCAUCUCCUCAAGCCAACCCCAACCAACCAGCAAGAGGUGAUCAACGCCCUCCUGCAGCAGGCUUCAACCAACCCGACCCUGGCCGCCGCCCUGAGGAACCAGGCCGGCAUGACGCCCCAGGGCGGGAUGAGUCCCGUGGGUAGAGUGCCGUCGCCGGCGAUUCACCAGGAUUUGCUUCACCAGGCGCUGCUGCCGCCUCACACACCCAGGACACCAUCACCUAUAGCUUUUGGCCAGCAGUCGCCCCUCCCUGGGGGUCGAAGCCCAAUACCCUUUGGCUUACCGGGUGCAACCUCGCCCCUCCUGCCCAAUGCACGGUCCCCUAUCAUGCCGGCUAGUCCAAGUGCGACACCCAUUCGCCCCCGUGUGCCGUCACCCCAAGAGUUGGCCAAACACACCCAGAACAUCCUGCAGCAGGCGUUGAUCAAGCGGCAGCUGGAAGUUCAGAAGGAGAAGUUUAUGGCCAGAGAGUCUGCAAGCAGGUCCAAGUCACCGGGUCCACAAGGGCCGGGCGGUGGCAUGAUGCAACAAAUGCCCCCUGUUCAGAUGGGCUCUGGGCAGAUGGUCCCUGGCCAGAUGGGCCCUGGGCAAAUGCCCCCUGGGCAAAUGGUCCCUGGCCAGAUGGGGCCUGGGCAAAUGCAUCCUGGACAGAUGCCCCCUGGCCAGAUGGGCCCUGGGCAAAUGCAUCCUGGCCAGAUGGGACCAGGAGGGGUCCCGAUGGGUCCAGGAGGGAUACCAGAGAGAUGGGGACCUCAGCAGAUUACGACGACGUUCACCAACCCUCCUCCGACUACCCCUACCAAGACAAUGCCAAAGUUAGCUACUGCAUUUACGCCAACAUCGGUGAUCCGUAAGAUGCACGAGACACGAGCAGAGGCAAAGAUGGCUGGCAGUGCUGACCCCAAGACGCCGGGUGAAGCAAAGGAAGGUGACAGGACCUCAGACACUAUACCUGGUUCCCCGCAGCAUACUCCCGCUCCGGGAGACAAAUCCUCAUCGAGUAUCAAGACUCCUACAGUGACCUUGACCACAGCUACACCUCCUCGUUCAUCGGAUGGUGGAUCAGUGCUAGGCUCACCAAGCAGGGUUAGAGUUGCCCUGAGCCCUCAAGGGGGUCUAUCCCCGAUGCAUAAGCCAAAUAUGGUGCCAGACCAACAACAGUCCUCGCCGCACAGACAGCCAAUGAAGCAGCAGAAACAGGCUGGGGAGAAUCUGAUGGGGCAACAGCAGCAGAAGAUGCAGCCGCCGCUGUCGCCUGCACACCAGCCACAUUCCUCACCGUCCCGACACCCCGGGCGACACCCCGAACAGCAGCAGCACCACCAGCCGCAUAAUCACAACCAGCCGGGACCAGAGCACAACUUCUCAGGCGACAGGAACAGACGCCAGCAGCCGCAGUCCAGACCGAACAGUCACUCGCCGAUUCCGCCCAAUAUGGCAGGGCACCGGGGCGUGUCUCCCCGCCCUAUGGGACCCCCGUUCGGGGCAGGUGGCAUGCCGAGGAUGAAUCCGGGUAUGAUGACGUCGCCGGCAGCUGCACAGGCUCAAGUACAAGCCCAGGCUGCUGCCCUGGCUCAGGCGACCCUGAUUCGUGGAGCUCUUUUUCAGCAAGCUACAAUGCCUUCACCUAUGAGGGGAGGGAAUCCUUUUCCACAGAUGCAACAACAGCAGCAGCAACAACAACAACAACAACAGCAGCAACAACAACAACAACAGCAGACCCAACAGACUCGCCCCGGUGUGUCACCGCAAUUAGCCUCCAUGCAACUGAUCUUGAACCAGAUGAACGCCUUUCAAGGUGCAUUAGCGGCAGGUAUGCAGCAGAAACAGCAGCACCAACAACAGCAGCAGCAGCAGCAACAACAUCGGCCUCCUCAAGCUGGCCAGCAGCAGUUCAACCAGCAAGAUAUGUUCAAGCAUUUGUCAGAAAUGUCGGCGCCCCAGCACCAGUCCCAGCAUCUGCACCAACAGCAGCAGCACCACCAACAACAGCAACAUCAACAGCAUAUGCAGCAGUUCAUGUCCCCUCAACCAACCAACUACCACAUCAAUGACAGUGGCAUAGGAAUGAACGGAAGCAGUCAGGAGUCCAGACACUCUCCGGUCAACCAGCUUGCCAAGUGGUUCGGAGCAGACGUCCUGAAGCAGCCAAUGUCCCAGAUGACCCCAGUGCUGCCCCAGGGGCAGAAGGUCAUGUCGGUGGAAGAGUUGGAACGACAGCAGCAGGUCGUCGGCUAAGUGUCAAAAGGUCAGAGGCUAUACAAAAUGGGGGAACUGCCGAGAAGAGGUAACAUGUUUCAGUUAAUAAUUAAUAGUGUUUUCCGUUUUGUUAAGUUGACUCGAGUCUACAGCAAGAGGUGUAUUGCUGGUGUCAAAGGUCAAAAUCGGAGGAUGUCUCUUAAAAGCACACCCAUGGUGUACUCUGUAUAUUUAUUACGGUCUCUCAGACACAUUUCAUUGGUUAGUCUCUGUGUUUCAAAGAUGAACUGCUCAGAAACAGUAGUCUGGUUGGGCGGUUUUAUCUCGAUGUGAGAUAAUCAGAAGUAGUCCUUUGGACGAUGUAGUUGUCUGAGAUUUAAUUUGUUAAGAAGAAGAUUUGUUUCUCUCUCUCUCUCUCUCUCGCUCUACUUGAGAAAUCCGAAUGAACUUUUUCGGCAAAUGUACACAGAUGUAAAUUAUGUAUAUUAAUGUAUUUGUGCAGAAUUUAAAUUUGUCAAUGUGUUGAUUUUUGUCGUCGGCAUUUUUUGGUUCUUCUCUUCAAUCCUAGUUUUGUUGAAAGUGCCAAAUAAUAUUUGUGUAUACUUCAUGAUGUAAAGUUUAAAGGGAUAGGGGCCAACCAAGAAAGCAAAAAAGGGUUUGGCUUCAAGUGAGGUUUGAUCAUUUAUUAACUCUUCUUUUUGAUACAAAAAAAAAGUGAUUGUUAUGUGAAAAACAAGAAUGUCCUCGAUCACAAGGAAACUGAAGUUAAUAUUUGCACUGAAUGUGUGUUUCUUUGUGACAUAGUCCAGAUUAAUGUAAUAUUCACUACGUGUAGAACUGUUUUUCUUUUAUGGUCGCAUUGUUUUCAUUGCAUGUAUAACAAAAAGAGGAUGACUUUGGUCAUCAAACAAUCCUUUUUUUUAUUUUUUUGUAGAGAAAAAUUUAGAUAGUUUGUACUCGAGAAGAAAACAAAAUUUAAUUUUUGUUUAUACUGAGAAAGAAGUGGAUGCUUAUUGUACAAAACAUAAACGCCAAAAAAAUACAAUUUCAAUGUUUGUAAAUAUGAUAUUGUGUGUUUUCCGAUACUAAGUUGUUGUUUUUUUUGGAGGGGGGUGGUUGGGGGUGGGAAGGGGGUAAUUUACCUUGUGUAAAUUAGUGAAACAGUCGUUCACUGAUGUCCUGAAAGAGAGAUAUUUAUUUAAGUGUAAGAUUUUUUUUUUUCUUAAGUAAUUCACUUGUGUGAUUCUUUCGUUUUUCGAACUAUAAAGUGAAGCCCUUGUACGUUACUUCUGAGUAAUUUUCUUCAAGUCUCAACAUGUCAUAUCCCCAUCUUUUUAGUUUUUCUUAAAUCUUUGCUCACUGAUUUAUUGCGACUUUGUCUUUAAUUAUUUUAUGGUUGUAAAUUGUAGGAUGAAAAGAGUUUCACCAUUCAAAAAAAAAUCAGAAAAAAAUGUUUUUGUUUGUUAACCCUGUCUGUGUUGCAAAAAUUGUAUAUAUUUUGUAUAAUUUUGUUGUCUUCUUCUUUUCUUUCUUCUAAGAGUAACAAGUUUUGUUGUUGAUAGACAGGGUUACCGGCUAAAAUUCCAGCUAAUGUAUAUGGGUUGUGACUGGUUCCCUGUAAAUUUUUGCUUAGCAGACACACUUUGUAAUGGAGUCCCAUUUUCUGCUUAGCAGUUUCUAUGAAAUUGGAACCUAAACAUGCUGAAUGAAUUUAGGAUGUGUUUUGCAAAUCGACACAAGGUAUUCAGACUUGGCUCAUGUCAAAAUAGAUGGGUUGGAAUAUGCGUCAUCGACCGCCAUCUUUGAUGUAUUAACAAGGGAAAAGUGCACGCGUGUAUGCGCUGCACGUGACUCGGCUGUUCAUGUGUGCACAAUUCAUCAAAUAUGGCGGUCAAUGGCGCCUUUCAAAAUCCAUCUGUUUAGACUGAUGGUUUUCUUAAAACAUGUUGUGUCCAUUUACUAUUCAAGCAGUCAGCAGGGGGACUAAACUCGCAUGAUCUUAAGUGCGAUGGGAUUAUGAAAAAAGUUGAGGAGAGAUACCAAGGGAGGGAGUACAUCGUUGUAUUUGUUGCUUGAGAGAGGGAAAUAUGAUGAGAUGUGGAUGCUAACCGUGAAGUGUGCUUGCUUAAUUAUGUGGGUCGGGCUGUUUAUACUUGCAAUGUCUCAGUGAUUUAGGUCAAUGGUGUAAGUCCGUAUACAGUGCCAUACCAGUCAAGUGGGAAGGCUGCAAAACAAGUUACCAGUGUCAUACCAGGCGCCGAUUUUACAAGACCUAAGAUUGAUCUUAAAGGCAGUGGACACUAUUGGUAAUUACUAAAAAUAUUUAUUAGCAUAAAAACUUUCUUGGUG